Messenger RNA from Didymella exigua CBS 183.55, 694 nucleotides. RefSeq lists its product as uncharacterized. The transcript has a single exon. The record is from RefSeq and is a predicted model, not a curated record. Lineage: Eukaryota; Fungi; Ascomycota; Dothideomycetes; Pleosporales; Didymellaceae. The coding region runs from base 29 to 694 and encodes 221 amino acids.
GUGAAGGUGAGUCCUCGCUUCCAUAUUUAUGCGCACAAUAUCCAUGACAAAGUUACACUCACCUGCACGAAACUUCCUAUCCACAGCACAUCUUCAAUACCAGUCACUUGAUCUGCAUGAUCAUUCUAUCAUAUCUUCUCAAACACCUCUCCAGCACGCCAUCACGCCCACAAUGUCCUGCUCUGCGCCAACUUUCAACUCCGCCUCGUCCUACCUUACCAUCGCCCUCCUCAACGCAAUCGCUGAGGCAGGCUCCUACCCUCCCGCCUCUUCUUCUGCCUCGUUACCGCGCGCCGAAGAUCUCCACGCCCCGCAACCGCGCCACGACUACAUCCAUCAACAGACUGAGUACCUCCCUGACCCCAUCGAGGAUAUCGUCUUCCGCCUGCUCGCGUGGCCACUAUCCUCUGCCUAUGGGGUCGAGACCGUCGUCCUCGGGCUGCCCCUGGUGAUUCAGUGCUUUGGCGAGCACGCAGACGCCCACAUGCAGUAUGACGAGCGUGUGCAUCGUCUGUGUUUGCGGGCGGUCUCGGAUGUGAGAUGGAGGGGUGAGCAGCUCGGGCUGCCGAAGACGUAUGUGGAUUGGCUGUGUGCGGAGGGACAGAAGGGGGCGGUGAACAUCUUGAAGGUCGGAUAUGAGCAGCUUGAUGACGGGUUGCGGAGGUGGCAGGAAGUCACGAGGAGGAAUAUGUAG